Molecule: messenger RNA, 3486 nt
Organism: Juglans regia (Persian walnut)
Lineage: Eukaryota; Viridiplantae; Streptophyta; Magnoliopsida; Fagales; Juglandaceae
Exons: 3
Coding region: 1-3486 (1161 amino acids)
Source: RefSeq, a predicted model, not a curated record
AUGGACAAAACUUGGAUGCACCUCACUGAUAGGUUUAGGUCAAGGGAAUAUGGCGAAGGAGUUAGGCAGUUUCUCAUAAUGGCUCGAGCUCAUGCCCUUGGAAACAACAAUAUUAAGUGUCCAUGUCGUAGAUGUCGUAAUAACUUGUUCCUGCCUAUAAGCCAGGUAGAACGACAUUUAUUUAUUACGGGCAUUGAUCCAACUUACACUGAUUGGAUUUUUCAUGGGGAGCAAGAACCGAUGAAUUUCAUGGGCCCCGACGAUGAGGAGCCUGAUAAUCUUGAUGAUAGUUACGUUGAUGACAUCGACGACAUGUUGGGUGACAUUCAUGCGGCAACCACAGUUGGGAUUGAUGAAGACGCAGCUCCACAUACCUCGGGAACUAGCACGGUUGAACCCGAACCAACCACUUUUGAGAAGCUCUUGGAAGAUGCUCGACGUCCACUUUAUGAUGGUUGCACAACAUUUUCUAAAUUAUCAUUUAUUGUGAAGUUGCUCCACAUCAAAUCAAUUGGUGGGUGGAGUAUAAAAUCCUUUAACAUGCUACUUAAACUAUUGAAAACAGCUUUUCCCAAAGUGCUCUUGCCAGAUUCUUUCCAUGAUGCACGAUCAUUGGAGCGCGGGCUGGGAUUUACAUACAUUAAAAUUCAUGCAUGUCCAAACGAUUGUGUACUAUUUUACAAGGAAAAUAUCAACAAGCAAGAGUGCCCAAAGUGUAAAGCAUCUAGGUGGUUGUCUUCCUCCACACCCUCUAAACGACCAGUACCCCAAAAGGUAGUGCGGUAUUUUCCACUUAAGCCAAGGUUGCAGAGACUAUUUAUGUCCAAGAAAACUGCAUCAUCAAUGAGGUGGCAUCGAUCAGAAAGGGUGCACGAUGAAAGCACUUUGCGACAUCCUGCGGACUCAGAGGUGUGGACCACAUUUGAUAGAGAACAUCGUUGGUUUGCUGAAGAUGCUCGUAAUGUCAGGCUCGGUCUUGCUAGUGAUGGAUUUAACCCAUUCAAUAAUAUGAGUAAACCAUACAGUAUAUGGCCAGUGAUUUUAGUUCCAUAUAACUUGCCUCCAUGGUUAUGUAUGAAAGAUCCGUUCUUCAUGUUGUCUGCUCUAAUUCCUGGGCCUAAAUCUCCUGGCAAUGAAAUUGAUGUUUACUUACGGCCUUUAGUUGAUGAACUACUUGAUUUGUGGGAAAACGGUGUUGAUACGUAUGAUGCCAUGGUUGGACAAAGAUUUCAAUUACAUGCAGCGUUAUUGUGGACAAUUAAUGAUUUUCCCGCAUACGGUAACCUUUCUGGCUGGAGCACUAAAGGAAAGUUGGCAUGUCCUUGUUGUAAUCUAGAUACAGAAUCUCAGUGGUUGAGACAUGGGCGAAAACAUUGUUACAUGGGUCAUCGGCGCUUCCUACCAGUAGGUCACAUCUGGAGAUCCAAGAAGAGCUCUUUUAAUGGCAAAGAGGAUCAUCGGUUACCACCUAUGCAACUUUUGGGAGAGGACAUACUUCAUCAAUUAAAUGGCAUCGGUCAUGUAGAUUUUGGCAAGGCCAGUAAGAGAAGGAAACGCGCACCCGAGGAGUUAAAUUGGACAAAACGAAGUAUCUUCUUCGAUCUACCCUAUUGGCCAUCUCUAAAACUUCGACAUAAUCUAGACGUCAUGCACAUCGAAAAAAACAUUUGUGACAAUGUGUUGGGUACAUUGAUGGAUAUUCCAGGUAAAACAAAAGAUGGUAUCAAUGCCCGACGGGACUUGGCCGAACUCCGUAUAAGAAAAGACUUACAUUUGAGAGAAGUUGGUGAUCGGGUUAUAAUCCCCCAUGCAUAUUUCAUGUUGCAUGGAGAUGAGAGAAAAAAGUUUUGUUCAUGGCUAAACUCGGUCAAAUUUCCUGAUGGUUUUGCAUCUAAUAUUUCCAGAUGUGUUAAUGUUACUGACUGUAAAAUAUCUGGUAUGAAAAGUCAUGAUGCCCACAUAUUCAUGCAAAGGCUAUUGCCAGCUGCAAUCGGAGGGUACUUAAGACAUGACAUCCGGGUGGCAUUGAUGGAACUUAGCUCAUUCUUUAGCGAAUUAUGUGCACGAACAUGUAAGAAAGAAGCAGUGAAACGUCUUGAGACUGACAUUGUCCUCAUUCUUUGCAAGCUAGAAAUGAUAUUUCCACCUAACUUUUUUGACGUAAUGGUCCACCUAGCUAUCCACUUGCCCCGAGAGUUGAUGCUUGGAGGCCCAGUUCAAUACAGAUGGAUGUAUCCAUUCGAAAGGUAUUUGGGAAAAUUUAAGCGGUACGUGAAAAACAAAGCCCGCCCAGAAGGGUCCAUUGCUGAGGCUUAUAUUCAUGAAGAAUGUUUGACUUUCUCAUCGAUGUAUCUACAUGACGUACCAACUAGGUUCACUCGAGAGGAUCGAAAUAUUGAUGUUGGUGUGCAAACAUCCGAGAUAUCUGGCUUCUCAAUAUUUUCUCAGAAAGUACGGCCACUCGGUAAUGCAAUAGCCAUCCACUUAGAGAAGAAACUAUUUAAAACUGCCAGAUGGUACGCCCUCAACAACUGCACCGAGAUUGACCAAUAUUUGGAGGAGCAUAAUAACAUUUUGAAGGAGCAGAGCAUAUCUAACAUUGAAAGGAGGCAUGAAGUUGAAUUUCCAUCGUGGUUUAGGAAACGUAUUCAAGCGCUGCGUGCUACGGAUCCUCUGAAUGUCUCUGAUGAUCUUUAUGCAAUAGCUUGUGGACCAGACCCUUGGGUGGGUUCAUAUUCUGGUUGUAUAAUGAACGGUAUACGAUUUCAUACAAAGCUUCGGGAAGUGAACCGUAGGACACAAAAUAGUGGUGUAGUAGUUACAAGUGAACACCAAGGGACUAUGGUUGACUUCUAUGGUGUUCUGAAUGAUAUAUUAGAGGUGAGGUACAUGGGAUGGCGACGAGUAUGGUUAUUUUCUUGUGAUUGGUUUGAUGUUGGUGAUACAAUUAGAGGUAUCAAGAUUGGUGACCAUCUUACAAGUGUCAAUAUGUCCAAAACUUGGUAUAAGGAUGACCCGUUCGUAUUGGCAUCCCAAGCUUCGCAAGUAUUUUACCUCAAAGACACAAAAUUAUCUGGUUCUUGGCAUGUCGUGCAGAAGAUCACAUAUAGGAAUGUCUAUGAUGUUGAAUCAGUACACUUAGAUGAUGAAGGGGAUGACUCUACCGAGGCCAAUGUGUUUCAAGAAGAACAGUCUUCUGAUGUUCUUACACAUGUCCAGAUAGACCAAAAUGGCAUUCAGUCUCCAUGGCUAAGGGCAGAUGUUGAGCCCAACAUUGUAUCCACUAAUGCAUUAUCUGGGGGAACUCAUCACAUUGUCGAGGACCAGCCUAAUAUGGAAGGUGUAUUAGAGGAUGAAGAGUCUCAUUCCAGUGAUACUAUGUCCAACCCUUCCACUGAUGAAGACCUACUUGAAGACACUGAUUCAGAGACCGAUGAUGAAAAUAGUUCCACUGAUGAGCAAGAGUGCUCAUCUAAUUCAAACUAA